CCUUAGUUUUCUUUAUUUGUCAUGAGUUAUGGCGAAAGCGCAACAAGUGUUUUAGUUUUCCUGGUUUAAAAUGAACAUGUGGUAAUCCGAACGUUAUGAAACUGCAAUUUGUAAAUAUUUAGUAGGUUAGUGGACAAUUACAAUCGGAAUUCAUGUCGCGAUCGUCUGUUCCGCGGCCUAAAAACUAGUACGAAAAAGUGAUAUCUUUCAGGGCUUGGUGUAUACGUCCUGCAGAUGCUUCUGAAGAAAUUCCGAAAGGAAUACAAUGAAGAAGAAGCCCGAGCAGUAUACAAGAGCAGGUAAAACUAACGUUACAUUGAGAAAUUUCUUGAAUAAUCUAAAAGAAAAUGAUUUGCAUUUCGAAAAUAAACAGAUCACCCAGUGCGUUUUUUUGGGUAUUUUAAGACUGAAACCAGUGCCUAGUAUAUUUUCCAGCGAUAGUACCUCCUCGACAGUCGUCGAAACUAAGCCGAGGAGGUUCAGAAACAAUAAUAGUAAUAAGGAAGCCAAUAAGAACGUGCCCAGAAAGAAAGACAUAAACAAAGUUAUCAGUGGGAAGGUUCGAAAGAAGAACCCCGACAAAAUCAAAGCUUCCGUCAAGAAAGUGCCUGCAAACAAACCGAUUAUCAAAGUGAAAUUUGAUAUGAUGAAGAAAACCCCUGCGAAUGAACUGAACACGCCAAAAAGUGACCUUACACAAGAAAACGUUUCUUCUAAACCACAGACAUUUAACCCUGUAGAAAAUCUCUUCAAUAAGUUGAAACAACAGAUUGAGCACUGCCAACCUGGCUCUUCGGGGCUUUCUAGAAAAGACUGCGUUGAAACUACUGAACAGACUUCUGUUUGUAAGCUAAAGUCCAAAAAACCUAAUAAAAAGCUAGGUAAAAAAAAGUCAAUCAUUCAUGAACGCCUAGCUAUGCCUCUUCUCCCGAUCAGCCACAAUCCAGUCAGUUUUAGUGACUGUGGCGAUCUCAGUUCCUCAUGUUCUUCCUCUUUGGGGCAAGGUAUAUCGGAUGGAACACCUGAUGAACCAUUUACAAGCCAGCAAGUGCUUAAAGCUCUCAAGCCGAAGGAAAGGACAUCUCCCCGUAAUAAAGCUGUCUCCGCAUACGAAGAAGUGCUUUUGAUAAACGAUGAACCUGUUAUUGACCUUUCAGAACAAGAACCCAGUGUAACGAAUGAAUUUUGUGCAAAUCCUGAUAACAUAGCUGUGUCAUCUCCAGUAAAAGAUGAUGUGAUUGUCAUAGACGAGUCAAGGGGUCCCAGAUUCUCACCUAGAUCUAAGAAAACGAAAGAUAAGUCUGUAAGUUUCAUACCAAUCCUUUGUUCGUCAAUAUCUAGUGAUCCUAGUCACCAGGAGGUCAUAGACGUGGAAAAAGUUGACGAAAAAUCGAGCAGAACUCUUUCAAAGACACAUGAAAAUAUGACGGAAUCAAGCCCAGAAGGUCCCAAUACGGAGAAACCGAGACGCAGACGUAGACUGAUGCCAACUGCUAUUCCGUCCAUUUUCUUCAACACUCCGAUGCUACUGAGAAGUGAGCUGGCCCAGAAAAAACCAGCUGGUAUUGAAAAGAAACCUGUUGUCAGGGGUUCAUCGAGAAUGCUACGUUCCGAGCCACAGAAAGUGAAGAACGAUCCUGAAGAGCCUAGUAAGAUAACCAAAUCACCUACUAAGAACUAUGAACAGAGUGAUAAUUUAAUAUACGAAGUGGUAAAGUCAGGAACACAACUAAGCAAGAUUUCAGAGUCUUCUAGUAGUGGUGGCAAUGAUGUUAUAUGCUUGGAUGAUACCCCACCCAAAGUGGAACCACUUAUAAUAAAGCUGAAGGUUUCUCAACAGAAAAAGCUUGAAACAAACAGUCCUGAUGGUUUAUCCAAGGAGAAGCGUAACAGCUCUGAGAAGCUGGCUGCGAAACCACAGAUGGAAGAAACAAGAAUGAAAAAUGUACAAGAUGUAACAACUGUACUUACUUCAAAACUGAGACGUACCGCAAUCCAGCAAAAGAAUGGUUCACCGUCAGAAGAGUUCAGACCAGCUUUUGAAUCACCGCCUCAAAAAACUCUUUCCAUCGAGAAAAGUGGUGCUGAAUUAGUUGAGAAGAAUGAGAGUUUGCGAAAAAGCCCCUCUAAAGUGCCAUCACCUAAAAAGGCAGCUACGAAACCUCCAAAGAACAUCCAGAUACGCUUAGACCUGGAAAAGAAAGAUGAAAAUGAAAUAUCCACCAAAAAUUUGGAGCACGAAAAAGAAGAGGGCGCUAUUAAAAUGAUUUCUUCCAAGAAAUCAGCAGAAAAACUUUCUGCAAAACUGGGAGAAGUGGAUUUAAUCCAGGAGGAGGAACAGCAGACAUCCGAGAAAAUUAUAUCACACAAACUGCUCAGAUCUGAGAGCCUUUCUGUGAAAUCCAACCAAGAAGUUAUAAACAUUGUUGAAUCAGAUGUGAUUAUGAUACCAGAUGAAACUUCAAACGUUUCUACAUCACAUAAUAUAACUGAAGAUCCAAUUUUAGAAGAUACUGAGCCUUCAAGUUCCAAAGUGCUCCACAAGGAUCCAAAUCUAAAGGAAAAAUCACCUGAAAUAAUUGAUCUUUGUUCGAUGGAAGAGCUCAAAAAAACUGCAGAGCUGCCAAAACUAAUUAAAAUACAUAGUGACCUGAAAUUGAAGAAGUUUGUAACCAAAAAUGCUUCUGCGACCAGAGACAAGGCCAAAGAUAACACGAAACAUACAAGUGCAAAAGACAUUAACAAAAAUGUGUCUCAGAAAGAUAAACCAAAUUUGAAUAUUUUUGGGAGAGAUAGCAGAAAAAGGGUGACCCAAGGAGAUAAAUUUGUAGCUGUUAUAGAAGAAAAUAUGGUACAAUCAAAUGUGGUUGGGUCUGAAACCGAUGUGCUCCCUAAACAAGCAGGAAUCUCCGAAAAAGUUGAGCUAGUUGAAUUGGAAACUGUUGAUUUGUCUUCUGAAAAUAUUCCCGAGAAGAAAGAACUGAGAAGGAGCCUUAGAUCAGAAAUGAUUCAACAGAAAUCUGUUACAACUACUGGAACCCAAAAUAUAAAACCCUCUGUAGGUCAAGGUUCAGAAAAAAGUAGUACAUCUUCUUUAGAAGUUGGUAAAUUGAAAUCAGAAGAAAUAUCUAUUCCUGAUUCUGGUAAUGGAGCAAAAGCUGCUCUGCCUGAACAAAAAUUAGUAAAGGAUUUGGAACUAUCUGCAUUGCCACAAAGACUCUUGAGAUCAGACAAAAGCCAACAUAUUCUAACUGAUGCAAAAAUCAGUCCACUCAAAUUAGAUCUACCUAAAAAAGCUACUAAGAUAGAUCUGUCUAGGAAUAUCACAGAUGGUACAUGUAAAGUUUCCCCUAAGGUUGACAACUUAAGAAGCCCCUCACAGAAAAAGCAAGGGAAUCUGGACAAAAUAACAAUGGAGAGUUCAAAAAAGGUGAAGCAACCAAGAGAAUCUACCACAAGAACAUUGAGAUCGAGCACAAUUGAGCCUGAUCUGACACCUGUGAAAGUUAAAGUCGAAAAAUCCGUUCCCCUAACACACGACAAACCAAAAAACAUUGAAAACUCUCCAGCAGAAGGUGUAUCAACAAUGAGAUCACUCAGAUCACAAAAAGUAGUUGCAAGUGUUCUCUCAGAGAAAAAGAAGAAAAACCAGAUGAAAACUACUGCCAAAAAUAAACCUGUGUCGACAACUAUUCCUCCUAGAGGUAAUAUUGCAAGACAGAGCAAGAAGGUCAAGGUUCUCCAGGUGAAAACGAAGAAUAUAAAGGGUAUAGACAGGAAGAACAAAGUAUCUACUAAGAUCACUCAGCAAAAAAUAUCUCAGUCUCUAAAGCGACUCCGACAAAGAGCGGUUACUACCUUAUCGAAAAAUAAAUCUGCAGCGGAAAGAAACCGGAAGGAUAAGCUUCAAAAACAAGCUGUGGUUGAGAAGAAAAAAUCUAGAAAGUCGAUUGACUGGAGAAAUAAUCAACUCAUAGAAAAUAUAAUCCAGGAAAUUAGAAAUACAAUUUUCCUUGAUAAAGAAUGUCAAAGACAAGAUAAAGGUAAUCUUUCAUCAGAUGAAAAUAGUCCGAAGGAAAACGUGGUUCCAGCAAACAAGAAAGCAAUGAAAUCCAAUAAAUCUCUCAACAAGAAAAAGAGGGCAAGAAGGCUGUCUUUGCAAGAAAUAAAAAACGAUAAGAAUACAAAAGGAAACACCCAGAAGAGUAACGUUAAAAAUAAGCAGAGCAAUAAGAUUAAGCAACUGAAUAACAAAAAUAACAUCAAAAAGGUUGUACCAGAUAAGUCGAAACAACCAAAGAAAGAAUCAGUACCAUGCAGAGUUCUUAAUCAAACGUCUGGAGGUCAGAAUUCAGAUAUUAUUAAGUUUGAAAUUGUUGGGAAUGACCAGAAGACUAGCAACCAAUUGAAAAGGAAGAGCCAAGAUUCAAAGCAGGAAACAGUUGUUAAAAGGCAAUAUAAAAAGAGAAAUUUUGGAAAGAAAGAAGAGGAUGUAGCUGAGGAGACCGUUGAAAAAACUGAUGGCAAAAAAGGAGCUGUGAAGAAAAAGUAUACAAAAAGAGGUGUUAAUAAAGCAAUAGAUGAAGUACCGCAGAUCCAGAGUAUCACUGCUAAAGACUGCAGACUUGCAGGAGAAAAUGUGCAAAAGAUAAAACAAGAUAGAGGAGUGUCUAGCAAAGGUGAAUCUAGUAAAAACAAGACUCCAGAAGUAAGGAACAAGAGAACUGUUCAAACAUUCAGUAGCAAAGAAACCAAUCAACAGAUAGAACUGGCUGAAAACGAUUUGAAAGAGGAGGAGAUGGGUGAUCUGCUGAAAAGGAAGAACGAAGAUUCAAAUCAGGAAACAGUUGUCAAAAGACAAUAUAAAAAGAGAAAUUCUGGAAAGAAUUCAGAUCUGGACAGUACUGCUAAGUCUGCUGAAACAACUCAUGGUGCUAAAGGAACUGUUAAGAGAAAGUAUGCGAAAAGGGAUCUUGGUAAAUCAAUGGAACAGCCACAGAUCGAGAAUGUCACUGCUGGAGUUUUGAAAAUUCCAGAAGAUAAUGAGCUGGAACUGAAAGAAGAAUCAGAAUCUAGUAAAGAUUCGAAUGAAGCCGCUAAAGAACAGCGUCCAGAAGUAACGAGCAAGGCGACUGUUCAAGUAUCCAGUGUUAUCCACCUGGUAGAUAGCUACUUAGAAGAAAUCGUUGUGGAUGAGGAGAAGACUGAAGAUAUUCUGAAAAGCAAUAACGAAGAUUUGGAACAAAAACCAGACAAAGAAACUGUAAAGAGGACAUUCAGAAAGAGAACAUUAGUCAAACCAACGAAUGAGAAAAUCCGAAAUUCAAAAGUUGCUGAAAGGAAUGAAUCAGAUAAUUCAGAACCAGAUGAAGAAUUAAACAAAGCUUCCAAAGAGCAGAAUGAUUUAGCAUCAAUGAGCAACGAAUCUGUUGAAAUAUCCAGGAGCAAAGAAUCCUAUCAGCUGGUAGAUAGCUACUUGAAAGGCAUUGCUACAGAUGGAACUAAUGAUAACCUUCUGGAAAUGAAGAACGAAAAUUCAGAACAGGUUGCAGUAGCAAAAAGGCAAUACAAGAAUGUGAAGUCUAAAGAAAUAGAGUCCAGAGUUGAAACUGUGAAAAGAAGGCUUAUUGAACUAGUAGAAGAACCACAGCCUGAUGGGGAUGUGGUACUGAAGAAGGAAUUGCUAGCAUCAACAACUAGCAGAAAUACUGAGAGUUUCAAUAGCAAUAGCAAAGAGACUUGCCAGGUGGUUGGCGGAUCCUCGAGCGAGACUGUUGAGGAGGAGAUGAACGGCCCAUCAAAGAGAAAGACCAAUGUAAAAAAAGAGCUGGCAGACAUGGACAGUGCUGCAAAACCUGUUGAAAGGAGACAAUACAAGAAAAGAGGUGCCUCAGCAGAUGAUCCCAUAGAGCAAAGCGCUUCCACGUCCAAAGACGAUAAAAACAACAAAGCUCAAACCAUUUAUCGCAUUGCCUACCUUGUGAACCAAAUGCUCAAAGGAGGAAACCCAGACCAAGCUAUGUUGGAAGACGCCCAAGCCGAGACGGAGAGGCUGUACCAAGAUGAAGAAACCCCCCGAAUAUUGGACGACCUUAUGGAGGAGAUAUCUGCGGAAAAUGACCAGAAGAACUUUGCAAGUUCAGAGCGUCAAGUCGGUUCUUCCGACAAACCCGAUGUAACAGUGUUCGACUUUGACGAGUCUGAACCGGAGCCCGAUUUGGGUCCUUUGCGUCCCAAAGCGACCCCAGAGAAGCCUCCCUCUGCCCCUGAGAAUAAGCUUACCAAGCAGCAGAAAGUUAUCACCGACGCUGAUCCCAAAGAGGUGAAGAAGAUGUGGUCCAGGAUUGAAAAGCCGCCUCCUGUGGCGUCAAAGCCUCAUCCCGCUCCCAAAAGCAAACCCAAGCGGUCCCUGGAACCCCCCUCAUCUCCCAUGAAACCUCCUUCAUCUCCCACGAAGCUCGCUUCCUCUCCAACCAAGUCCUCCUCUCCGAUGAAACAGCCUACGAUCAUCGAAAUGUUCAACAAGGUGCGGCUCAAGACUGAUCAAGCAGGCAGUUCGAGUGAAGCUGCCUCCGAAACCGCCCCCAGCAAUAUGCCGCCCCCCGCCUCGGAGAGGCCCAACUGCAAGGAUGAGUUUGUGGAAGACGACGACAGCGAUUGCGAGAGCAGGGCAGAAUGGAUCCCUGAGGAGUACGCAGAGUACAAAAUGAAGUAUUCCAGGCAGAAGAUGAUGCAGUACAAACCGAUUUACAAGUGCAAGGUUUGCUUGAAGGUGAUGCCGACUUACUACAAGCUGAUGAAGCACAGGAAGGAGCACGAGCUGACGGAGAAUCCAUAUGUUUGUCCGCAGUGUGAAGCAAACUUUUCUAACGUCGAGGAUUUUUCGGCGCAUUUGAGAAUUCACAAGGGCAAGCACCCGUACACGUGCAUCAAAUGCAACCUCGGCUUCUUCUCGAAGAAAGCCUACGACGCUCACGCGCCCGUCCACGUCUUGCGCAAGCUCAAACCGCUCGAGAAGAAGUUCCGGUGCGACAUCUGCGCCAUGGAGUUCGGCAAACUCUGCGACGUCGACCGACACAUGCGGGUCCACACCGGCGAGAAACCCUCCGUCUGCAACAUCUGCAACAAGGGCUUCCAGCAGGCCCACAACCUCAGCAAGCACCUUCUCACUCACCUCCACAUCAAGCCGUUCCAGUGCGAGAUCUGCAACAAGGGCUUCGGCAGGGUGGACGUCUUGGCCCGCCACUUGUUAACCCAUUCGCUUGACAAGCCCUUCAAGUGCUGGGUCUGCCAGAAGGGCUUCAUCAGGCAGUCGCAGCUCACCCACCACCACGGCAAGUACCAUCCGAGUCAGCCGCUUGUUAAGCCGGAACCUGACGACGAUUAGAGCCCUAUCGAGGGAGCUGUGUUUGUGCUCUGGGGCUGUUUGGGGUAGGUACGGUUCGAGGUCGAUGAGGCUAAGGGGUAUGGUUCGCUCUGUAGUUUUUUUCCAGGGAUCUCUGUAUUUUUCAGGUUUGCCUACAAUAUUUAUGUCUGAUGGGGACUGGUUUGGUUCAAAACACUGCUUGAGGUACUUAUGAUGCACUGUUUG
Molecule: messenger RNA, 7591 nt
Organism: Leptinotarsa decemlineata (Colorado potato beetle)
Lineage: Eukaryota; Metazoa; Arthropoda; Insecta; Coleoptera; Chrysomelidae
Source: RefSeq, a predicted model, not a curated record